CAACCGCAUCGCAUGCACGUCUAUGCGACAAAGCACAACACCCACAUCACCUUCACCCAACCUCCGAGAAAAGAUCCCGCAAACCCUGGCAAGCAAGUCGACGUUCUCAUGUCCCUCUCCGCUGGUAACAUUGGUUUCAAGAAGGCCGGUCGCGGCAGUUAUGAUGCUGGUUAUCAACUCGCUGCUUUCGUCCUGAAGCAAAUUCAAGAACGUGGUCUUCUGCGCGACCUGCACAGUCUGGAAGUUGUGCUGCGUGGUUUCGGAAAGGGAAGAGAGGCUGUCACAAAGGCCCUUCUGGGUUCAGAGGGCUACUUGGUCAGAAAUAAGAUCAGCUCGGUCAAGGAUGCAACCAGACUGAAGUUUGGUGGUUCGAGAAGUCCCAAGCCCAGAAGAUUGGGUUGA
Aureobasidium melanogenum CBS 110374 is the source of this 402-nucleotide messenger RNA. RefSeq names its product translational machinery component. Gene Ontology annotation, molecular function: small ribosomal subunit rRNA binding; mRNA 5'-UTR binding; structural constituent of ribosome. The record is from RefSeq and is a predicted model, not a curated record. The transcript has a single exon. Gene Ontology annotation, cellular component: ribosome; mitochondrial small ribosomal subunit. The annotation marks the transcript as partial. Gene Ontology annotation, biological process: translation; ribosomal small subunit assembly; maturation of SSU-rRNA from tricistronic rRNA transcript (SSU-rRNA, 5.8S rRNA, LSU-rRNA). NCBI's taxonomy places the organism in Eukaryota, Fungi, Ascomycota, Dothideomycetes, Dothideales, Saccotheciaceae.